AAAGGCCAAAAACCAACGGGCGCGAUCAGACUCACCAGUCGUCAGGUUACCUAAUCCUUGGCUCCAGUGAACUCCUUCCUUCCUUCCUUUAUUGGCCAAACAGAUCCAUCGAGUCGGAUCCCAUGGCGAGCGGCGCUUACCCCGUGCAGCUCCUCCACCUCCCUGGCGGCGGCGGCCAAUGGUGCAACCUCGGCGCCGCCUACGCCGCCGUGACGUUCCUCCGCCCGCAGGGACAGUCCCUGGUCCUGUACGCCGCGGGCCCCGACGGCCAGCCGCAGCGCAUCGUGUUCGUGUACCCGAUCCUCCCCGGCGACGCCUUCGAGAGGCUGGACGGCGCGACGCUCUCGUGGGCGGAGCCCGAGUCCGGGAACGGGUUUGCGCUCUGCUUCCUCGACGACGCCGCGUGCGGGGCCGUGUGCGGCGCCAUCGCCCCGGUGGUGAGGAGCCCGGCGGUCGACGGCAUCGCGGACACCCUGGCGGGGCUCCGCGUGGCGAGGGAGGACGGCGCGCCGGCGCCCGGCGGAGGGGACAUCGCCGCGCGGCUCGCGCAGCUCAGCAUCGGCCGCCCGUGAACUGAAAUCUAACCAGCUACUGCUGAUACAGACUUGAGCUAGGUUUCAGUUUUCAGUUAGGCCGUCGUCUUCAGUCGUUGUCGACGCGAUUCAGCUGCCUGUUUAACCUGUACUGUACAUACAUACAUACACUGCACUAGUAUCUGCUAAAUCUUAUCGGAAUCAACAAUGGCAGUGCUCUUCUCUCAUGACUCUCUCUAAGAGUGCAAGAUUUGUUCUUCCA
Molecule: messenger RNA, 795 nt
Organism: Panicum virgatum (switchgrass)
Lineage: Eukaryota; Viridiplantae; Streptophyta; Magnoliopsida; Poales; Poaceae
Exons: 1
Coding region: 123-572 (149 amino acids)
Source: RefSeq, a predicted model, not a curated record